Messenger RNA from Trichomycterus rosablanca, 2036 nucleotides. Its product is annotated as leucine-rich repeat-containing protein 4C-like. Gene Ontology annotation, cellular component: postsynaptic density membrane; glutamatergic synapse; plasma membrane. Bases 4 to 1875 code for a protein of 623 amino acids. Gene Ontology annotation, biological process: regulation of axonogenesis; modulation of chemical synaptic transmission; synaptic membrane adhesion. Lineage: Eukaryota; Metazoa; Chordata; Actinopteri; Siluriformes; Trichomycteridae. The transcript has a single exon. Gene Ontology annotation, molecular function: cell-cell adhesion mediator activity. The record is from RefSeq and is a predicted model, not a curated record.
AAGAUGACCUCUUACCAUCAGCACCAGAUGAUGAGAGGUCCUAGAUGGAAAGGGGUUUGGUUCGACCCUUUUUUCCUCUUGCUGUUGGCUCUGCAGUUGCUUGCAGUGGCAGGACUGGUACGGGCCCAGUCAUGCCCCUCUGUAUGUUCCUGCAGCAACCAGUUCAGCAAGGUCAUCUGCACGCGCCGAGGACUGAGGGAGGUGCCUGAUGGCAUCUCCACCAACACACGCUACCUGAACCUUCAGGACAAUCUCAUACAGGUCAUCAAAGUGGACAGCUUUAAGCAUCUGCACCAUUUGGAAAUCUUACAGCUUAGCAAAAAUCACAUCCGCAACAUAGAGAUCGGCGCCUUCAAUGGGCUGACGAGUCUCAACACCUUGGAGCUGUUUGACAAUCGGCUUACGACCAUCCCAAAUGGAGCUUUCGAAUAUCUCUCUAAACUUAAAGAACUGUGGCUUAGGAAUAACCCGAUUGAAAGCAUACCGUCUUACGCCUUCAAUCGUUUACCCUCCUUGAGAAGGCUGGACUUAGGGGAACUCAAGCGUCUCAGUUACAUUUCAGAUGAAGCGUUUGAGGGCUUGAGCAACUUGCGCUACUUAAACAUGGGAAUGUGUAACCUCAAGGAGGUCCCAAAUAUUAAGCCCCUGGUUCGGCUGGACGAGCUCGAGAUGUCAGGGAACCAGCUGACUAUGAUCCAGCCCGGUUCUUUCAAGGGUCUGGUCUACCUUCAGAAGCUGUGGAUGAUGCAUUCCCAGAUCCAGACGAUCGAGAGAAACUCUUUCGAUGAUUUGCAAUCGUUAAGUGAUCUUAACCUGGCUCAUAACAACCUCACCUACGUGCCCCAUGAUCUUUUUACCCCUCUGCGGCAUUUGCAGCGAGUACACCUGCACCAUAACCCCUGGAAUUGCAACUGUGACAUACUGUGGUUAAGCUGGUGGCUUAGAGAGUCUGUCCCGACCAACACCAGCUGCUGCGCCCGCUGUAACUCUCCUCCGAGCCUCAAGGGGCGCUAUAUCGGCGAACUGGACCAGACCUACUUUCAGUGUUAUGCUCCUGUUAUUGUCGAGCCGCCUGGGGAUCUUAAUGUGACCGAGGGAAUAGCAGUGGAGCUCAAAUGUCGGACAAAUUCGCUGACCUCGGUCAGUUGGCUAACACCAAAUGGCUCCGUCAUGACACACGGGGCAUCGCUGGCACGUGUCUCUGUACAAAACGAUGGAACGUUAAAUUUUACUAGCGUUAUGAUUCAGGAUACCGGAAACUACACUUGCAUGGUCAGCAACAUGCUGGGCAAUAUUUCGGCCUCUGCCGUGCUCAACGUGAGCUCCAUGGACAACAGCGGUGUCACCUACUUUACCACAGUCACUGUUGAGACUAUCGAGUCCCCGAUUGAUGGGAUGAGUCGAGCCCCAGAGCAGCCUUCCUUCGGCUGGGUGGCGUCUUCUACCACGAAAGGAACCCCCCUUUCGACCGAGAAAGCCUACACCGUUCCUGUGACGGAUAUAGACGACGAGGGCACUCUCAACGGCCUGGAGGAGGUCAUGAAGACCACCAAGAUCAUCAUUGGCUGCUUCGUGGCCAUCACGCUCAUGGCCGCCGUCAUGCUGAUCAUCUUCUACAAGAUGAGAAAGCAGCAUCACCAGCAGGAUCACAACGGGCCGACCCGCACGAUCGAGAUCAUCACCGUGGACGACGAGCUGACGGGGGUUCCAGCGAUGGAGAGCCACCUCACCCUCCCUUCGCUGGAGCACGAGCACUACAACCACUACAACGCUUUCAAAAGCGCCUACAACCACGUCUCAAUGCACAGCUCCGUGCAUGAACCUUUACUAAUCCAGGCCAGCUCGAAAGACAACGUGCAAGAGACACAAAUUUAAAUUCUUCUGUACUAACAGUUAGACGUUUUAACAAGAUGCUCACGGAGGCGUGUCACAGAGAACCGGGAUGUAUGUAUUAUUUCAAGUGUGUUUACAAGCAGAUAUUAUUUAUUUGAAGAUACGUGUAGUGGCUGAAUUAAAAAAAUAAGUGAAUAACCUUU